AUGGAUUACAGCAACAUGCCUUUGGAGGAAAAACGCUCGUACUACGAAUGUGGCAAUCGCUAUGUGACUUUAGAUCAAGUACUACCAUGGCCAGAUUAUGUGAAGGAGAAUCAUCAGUUCUUUACCAGGAAAGGUAUUAUUAAUGUUAUUUUAUGCCAUUAAAAUGUUACUCCAUGUUAAAAAAUCUUUCCCCUCUUCUGAAUUCCCCACUCUUUAUUAAGCACCCCCCACCCUCUUUUCUACUAAGACACUUUGCCCUUCCUAUUAAGAUCCCUCCUCUGUAUUUCGAGGCUUUUCUCUUUCAGGAUAUUAAGACCCCAUCCCGCUCCCUUUCGACCUCUCCCCUUUCUCUAUUAAACCCUGCCCAUCUGUAAAACAGUAUCCUCUAUUAAAAGCUCCUCUGCUCUGUUUGGCCCCACACCCUAAUCUUGUUUAUGACUCCAUCCCCUCCUCACUAUUAAUGCCCCCUCUCUAUUGAGAUGCCCUCACCUUUUUCUCCAGUAAGCCUCUCCUCAUUAAAACACUAAUGUAAUCUCAAUUUAGAAAAUUUGUUCAUAAACAACUCAAACCUAAAUAUUCAACUGUAGAUCAUAUGAUCCAAACAAUUUUAUUGAAUUUAAUUAAAUGUAGGAAUAAUUUCUUCUAUCAUUCGUACUUUGCUAGGAUUGUAAGGGCAAGGAAUUCCCUUUCUAGGGAUACAGAACGUUUAUAGGUAGCAACGAAAAUUUUAAGAAAACGAUUGUAGCUCAUUUUUUUAGGAAGAUGGACAGCUAUGAAGUUUGUAAACAAUAAUAAUUUGUAGAUAACUUAAUUGUAACUUAUGUGGUUGUAUAUUAUAUAUUUUAUCUUGUAGUUUUCCUCACAUACUUGUUAGUUGGCAGUCCGCUUCAAUUGGGGCUUAGCUCUGUUGCCCUUUUUCCCUACAAAGCCCCUUCUCUUAAACCCCCUCCUCUCUUGCAAGAACUACCUCUCCUCUAUCUCCCUCCUCUCCGUUGAUAUUGCCCCUCCCCCGUUCUUGAUUAAGACACCCCUCUCCAGUCUAUUAGGUAACUCAUACUUCUUUACCAGGCUGGCUUCAAAAAGAUUCAGAAUUCACCACUGACAAUGAUCACAUAAACAGAAAGGUUUCACUCUGGCGAGGAGAUAUAACACGGCUUGAAAUUGAUGCUAUUGUGACUAAUGGUAGGUUUCUUAGCUAGGUUUCCCAAGGUGGACAAACCAGGAAGAUUGUUACGUUCUCAAGCUUUGAGCAACUGAGCGUGAGAACGUCAAUUUUGGCAAUAGGAAACAUAACUCGAGGCUUGAGAUCUGAUAAAUAAAAGAGAAAAGAAAAUGUUCUAGAAAAGAGACACCUAUUAAAUCUGGUAGGUAAAUAUUGUAAAAAGAUACUGGGAAAAAUUGAAAUUUCCUACUACAGUAUACUAGCGUGCACAAGAUGUUUUGACCCAGGUUUGCAGUUAGCUCCAGUCACUUGCAGGUAAUGCAGUUACCUUGGAUCCCAAUAUCUGACACCCGUGAUAAAAAGUGUUGUGAAGCCACAUUUAUUAUUUUCUUUCCCCGAAUAUUGGUUUUCCUGGAAGUAUUGGAGGUAGGUUGUGUUUUUCAGUGGCGUCUUGUGGACAGGUUUUGAUGGAAAUCUAUCUUGUUCACUUACACGUUACUCAUUAUUUAGAUUGUGAUUAUGAUAUUUAUGAAGCUGCAGGCGAGGGAUUUCUGGAGGAAUAUAGCAAAUUGAAUUCAUGUGACAAUGACGAAGCUGAAAUCACCUCAGGUACAAUCAUUGAAAUGAAUAUAACUGGAACGCUACCUCCAACUAGAAAUUUGAAGCCAAACUUGAAGGCCAGUCCCAGUCUUUUCACGCAUGCGAAGAGCGCUUAAUCAUUCAAUCAUGAUAUAAACACGCGGGACGUAACCACGCGUUCCAGUUAUAUUCAUUUCAAUGAGUACAAUACAUAUUGAUUAUUUUUGAAAAUUUAACCAUUGAGCGCCGGCGCUCUCCACUUGAUGAGUAAAAAAUUGUCUGGCGUUAGACGGAGUAAAGUCUGUAAUAAAAUAGGGUGCAUUAUGGCGCAAUGCAAGUUAGGCCACGGUCAAACGUGGAACUUUUCAUGUGCCGAACCUAAUGCAAAUGAAGUGAAACAAAGAACUUAGCUCAUUAACAUUAGGUUCGGCACAUGAAAAGUUCGACGUUUGACCCUGGCCUUAAUUAAAUUUCUAUAUAAAACCUCGGUCAAACGAGGAGUUGAUGAGAGUUGGUAGUCACACAUUGUUACAGCGGACAUUUCAAGCUCUAGAUUAACAAAAUAAAGGUUUGAUGAAUGUUCCAACUAUGUUUUAACUUCAAUAGAAUACAUGAUAGUGUUGGGAAAGGAUUAAGAACAGCUAACCAAGCUCACGUGACUGUCAACUCUCAUGGACUCUCAUCCUCGUUUCAUCCGGGCUUAACUAUCCUCCUUUGUGGUAUUAAUGCGUGUUUUCCUUCUAUUUCGACAGGAUAUAAACUUCCAGCUAAACGUAAGUACGCAAAUCAUUUGGUCAAUUGCCCCGUUUCAGUACACUUGUAUACAAGUCUUUUUAUGUCGGACAGUGUCUGUGUCCUGCCGUUUAUUUUCAAGCUUGGUUGUAUACGCUGUAAAAAUACUCUGCGGGAAGGUUUUACUGACGGUACAUUCAUGAAGAACAACAAGCCGACAUGGAGACCAGAUUUUAGAUUUUAUUUUUUUCACGUUGUGUAGAUGUGAUUCAUAUGCAUACUCCAUUUUUUGGACGAGAGCGAGAGCCACUAUUGGAAAGCUGUUAUAAUUCCUGUCUCAGCUGGUGAAAGAACACGAAUUGAGUUCAGUGGUAUGUUUGCAUACAGUUUAGUUCUAAUAAUAUUUAAUGUGCUAUUUACAAUAUCAGCAGCCAUGUUGUAUCGGAUAUAUAAACUCGAGCCGAAGGCGAGAGUCUGCAUAUUCGAUAUAGCACGGACACAAAUGUUGUAAAUAGCUUGUGAAACGUCUUGAUGAGAACAUUCGUAUUCUUCAACAAUUUUAAAUAAAUGAAUGAUAUAGACGGUCUAUAUAGACCCAGUGAACUAUAUAUGUUAUAUAAUUCAGUGUAUAGACCGUAUUCAUCAAUCGUGAUCGAGGCCUCGUAUAUCCUAGGAUACGGGGAAAACGCGGGAAAACAAGUGAAAAAUGCUUGACAAGCCAAAUUCAGAUGCUAUUGUGUCGACUUUAGCGGCUUGUUUCUUUUUGCUUAUUUCGAUUUAUAAUAUUUUGUGUGUAUUUUAAGAUUUUGUGCCCACAACGAAAGCUGUUAACGAGUAUAUUAGACCGGUUUUUCUCCCGUUUUUUGUGUGGAAAAUAUGACAACGCGUGCUAAGCGAUGGUGUUUAUCCCAAAAGCGAAGCGAAAAACAGUAUUUUUGACUGAUAUUUUAACGUCAAUAUAUAUAGGUUAUUCCGUGAAAAAUCAAGACAACUAUGGAAUGAAAGUAUAAAUUGUGAAAUUGACAUUAAUAUGAAAGAAAACAAGAGGUCCAAAAUCACAAGAGAACGUCAAAUGUUAUUGAUUUCGUACGGAAAAAUAUGAACUAUGUCUGUGGCUCGAUGACAUUCUGCAAGCAGUUUACAAGUUUAAAAAAUGAAGGUUACAUUAUCUGAGUGAGUUGUAAUCUUAUUUCUUCAACAAUAGAUUCAUAUUUCUUACGAUUUUGGUGUUGUACAGACGUUUUGUAUAGCCCUGUCGGUUGUUUGUUUUGGCCAUAGAAACUACGACAAUAGUACAAAGGUUUUCUUUUCCGAUUGAUUGCCGUAAUAUUUUCGGAAAAAAGCUGCCAUAGCCGAAAGUAAAAAAACAUUUUGCUAAUUUUCCCGCGUUUAAAGUUUAUGUAAAACAGGUUGAUUUUGUAUCAGAUAUACAAACUCCUCGACGCUCAUGAUUUCUUUUGUGUUUUAAUUCUUUAUGAAUUAUUAAUGAGUUUUACAAAUUAUUUGGGUAAAGACCUACCUAAAAUGAUCAUGUUUUGUGAUUGGCUUUCAGAAACAAAUCAGAGACAAAAAUGAUCAUUGUUCGUGACUCGUUCUUUAGAAAGACGAUUUCUAUAGCUUUGUUGUCUUUCAUUGUUAUAAUCAACCAACCACGAGCCUGGAUAGUAUAGGUAGAUGAUGACGCAAAUAUUAAUGUUUAUAUUGCACAAGUAUCUAUACAUAUGCAAUAUUCAAAUGCGAAUUACAAUACAUUAUUAUAUAGAUAUAAGCAAUAAAACAACAAAAGAGAAAUAUAAUUAUAUACAUGCAGCACUAAUCAAUUACUGAAAAGUUCUACUGAAUAAAAAUGUCUUAACACUAUUUUUAAAAGUUGUAAUGUUCUGUAGUUCUCUUAUUUUCGCUGGAAGAGAAUUCCAAAGUUUGGGAGCAGCACGCGAAAAAGCACAACCCCCGAGUGUCUUCUUAGAUUUACCAUUAGGGUUUGCUAAAAGUAGCCCAUCAUAGAAAUUACUACAGAGAGUAUUAUGGGGAUUACUACAGUAUUGUAGAUAGUGGACGUGCUUACUUAUAUAUAUUGUAGCUAGAAUACAGUAUUUCACUCUUUGGUUGAUAAAGCAUUUUAAUACAAUGAUCAUAUUUUUUGUUCUUCAGGCAUUUUGCUGUAUAUCUACUACAUACCUCGAUUACGGUGAGUACCACUGAACUGAAUAUAACUAGAACGCUACCUCCAACUGGAAAUUUGAAGCCAAACUUGAAGGCCAGUCCCAGUCUUUUCACGCAUGCGAAGAGCGCUCAAUCAGUCAAUCAUGAUAUAAACACGCGUGUCUGGGAGUCAAGAUUUGGCUUCAAGUAAAAGAUAGGCAGUUUAUGUGAAGGUAUAGCGUUCCAGUUAUAUUCAUUUCAAUGGUGAGGACUUAAAGACGUGUUCAUAUGAGCGUAGCUAAUCGGGAAACUCACCCGACUGAGAUCUGCAUGCCUUUUGUUAAUGCAUAUAAAAUUCAAUUUCUGUUCAUAUGAGAAACGAGUCAGCCUGACUUGAUGAGAUCUCACCUUGCGCUAGGUGGCACUGAGUCAUGUGGAAUAAAAUUUUCCAUUUGAAAGCUUUAUCCCUUUGGACCUUACUAGACCUCUAGGAAGAACGAUAAAAACAUUGAUACAGUUAAAGUAAGGUUAGUUUAAAAAUUGUUUCUAGUGUUCCCGAGCGAAAAGGAUAUUCAUGUUGCGUUGAAAACCGUUAAAACGUGGUUGGAAGAAAAUGAUGAUUGGGUAUGUAAUAAAAUUGUUUGAUUAUUCACGGGCAUGUAAGUGGGCAAUAUCGCAAAAAAAACUGACGAGCUGUUUAACUUCUCGCCCAACAAAAGAAAAACAUAACAUAUUUUAACUUGAAAGAACAAGUAUUUGACUUGUCAUUUCAACAGUAACCAGCUUUUGUGAUGUCGUGAUCACCACGCUUGCCUUUCACGCUGCAUGGGAGACCUGGGUUCAAUCCAUGGUCGGACCUCUACUCAAAGUCUUAAAAUAACUGAGGAGAAAAUGCUACCUUUACAUUGACAUCAGUAAAUGGUUAGACUUUCGCGUCUUCUCGGCAGGCUUUUAGCCAGGUUCCUAAAAGAGGGCGUCCAAUUUUGGUAUAACGAUACAUCUACAGUAAGGGGGGGGGGGUUCGAGCCUUUUGAAGUUUACGUUACUUCAUGUCAGUAUCUGUUCCAAGCUCGUUCAAAAUUUUUCAAAACACACUUGGGUGUGUGAGUUUGUGCCGCUAUGCUUCUUUACUUAACUAUGCAUGACAUUUUCAUUCAGCCAGGUACACCAUCAAAUUGAUCAAAAUGUCUAAUGUAUAAUAAGGAGAAUUGAAGCUAUUUUGUUUCAGAUAUAUUAAUAUACUUAGGGAAAUAAUUGAAAAUAAUUUCCCUUUUCCCCAGAAUUUGGGCGUCCAAAGGCGUCCAUUUGUUUUUCUAGAGGCGUCCCAGGAUGCCUGGACGCCCGUCUGGCUAAAAGCCUGCUUCUCCGAUAAGGACGUUAAAAUCGUAGGUACCUCGGAUCCACUAUCAAUUGGGAAAUCCGCUCACCAAUGAGUGAGAAACGGUUAAAGUCUUUGCUUCAAUCCUAGGUUGGUCGUAUCAUUUUUGGCGGAUUUUUCCUGCAUAUUUAUCCAAGGUUAAUGCUCGAGAACUUUCCUUGUACGACCAAGAAUGGUACAGAAGAGACUGAAGGUAGGUCUGUUGUCUUAUUUUCCUGGAUUGUAAGACUCAUUAAUAAUUCAUGAAGAAAAUAGGCUGUUGCGGUAUAUCGAUAUACCGAUAAUUAUCGGGUUUUUAUAAAUUCCGAUUACUGGAUAUUGGAGUUUUCGAUAUAUCGUCAUAUCGAUAUUUUUCGGUAUUAUCGAUAUCACGUUUACGUUUGUAUAUUUAAACGUCAUGUCAAUCUUCAAAGACAAGGGCGAUCAAUGUGCUAACUCCGCGGUAAAAUCUGUAAAUUAAGGUUGGAGCGAGAUCUAAAACGUGUUUGUUUAUACGUUGGCGUUGCAAACUGUAAUAUGUCAUUUUGCGCAUCUCAAAAAAUAAAAUUUGCGAACUUUGCAAGGCUAUAUUUCCCGCAUUUUAUAACAUUUCGCAACCAAACUUUGCAAUUUUACUCAUUUUAGUAUGCUCUUUCUAGCUGUUGUGAUUUGCAUCUCCUUGCCUAGUAUUAAAAUUAGUCUAUAAUGGGAAUUGUCUAAUAGACAAUUCCCAUUAUAGACUAAUUUUAAAACUAGGCAAGGAGAUGCAAAUAAAUCACCACAGCUAGAAAGAGCAUAUUAAAAUGAGUAAAAUUGCAAAGUUUGGUUGCGAAAUGUUGUAAAAUGCGGGAAAUAUAGCCUUGCAAAGCGGACAUUUCAGAGGCUACUGAUCACUGGCGUCACACCAAUCACUUUUCAAUGGUGCGAAGCCAGAUGGCAUAUUGCACACAAAUUUGGUCACCACAGUCGGUAUCAGAAAACGUCCAACGUCGCGCCACCAGAUACAUUUUAUCACUGCCAUUUUUGUCAGGAGUAUCAUACAAAGAUAGACUUGUCAAAAGUGAUUUACUACCAUUAACAUACUGGCAUGAAUUCCUGGAUAUGGUCUACCUUUACAAAACGUUAGUUCUAUCUAACGACCACAAUAUCCAUGUAAAGACAACAGAUCGGUUGACGAGAGAAAAUGGUGGAACAGCAAAAAUUAUACUACAAGUUCCUAGAGUAAAAAACACUUCAACAUUUCAGAACAGUUAUUAUACUGCAGAUCACCCAGGACUUUUAACUGUUUACCAUCACACUUACGGCAGUCAAAUCUCUCAGUCAGUCAAUUUAAAUGCGGCCUAUUUAAAUAUUACCAAAAGCUUGUUGAAGAGGUCUACGACAUUGAGGUUCCACAAACGUUUAAAACAGUGUGUGUAAAGUGCCAAUUGUAUCGUUCCUUGUCCAGUCUUUCUGUCAAACUGUGUUGUCAUUAGUUGCUGUUAACCCAGUGGAAAUAUCACUUUUUAGUGAGCAUGUGAAAUUUAAAUUAAAUUCCUUUUUUUCGAUCCACAUGAUUAGAAUUGCUCAGGACCACAUUAAAUCAAACGUCUCAGUGAUUAGCGAUUUUGAAGCGAUAUAUCCACUGUGUUAACCUAUAUUUCAGUAUUGCAUUAGCAGGUUACCCGUAAAGGAGCAACUAGCUCUGUGGGUUAAACCGGUCAUGUGACAAAGAUUGUAAAAUACACCUUAUUGAAAUUAUCACGCACCCGAUGAGUGAAAGCUGUUAUAUCGUGGUUGUUUGGCAUAAUUUGAAAACAGAAACUUUUGCAUAAAAUUAAGCAAAUUUUGCAUAAAAUUAAGCAAAAUACAAUCGCGAAAAAAUAUCGAUUAUCGGUAUUUUUUUCCGGUAUCGGUUUUCGUUUUUUUUUUUAAAUACCGCAACAGCUUAGAAGAAAACACAAAAGAAAUCAUGAGCGUGAAGUAGUCUGUAUAUAUCUGAUACAAAAUUAUGCUGAUGUACAUAAACUUUAAGUUUAUUUUUCUCACCGAAUAUCAUUCAUUUAUUUCACAUUGUUCAAGAAUACGAAUGUCCUCAUUAAGACGUUUCACAAGCCAUUUACAACAUGAGUGUUGAUAUACAAAUUCUCGCAUUCGGCUCUUUACGAUAAUUAUUCACAAAAUCUUAAAUUCUGUCUGAAGGGAGUAAAAGUAGUUUGGUAGAAAACGCGAAGUCGGGCUGAAAACGCCAAAGACUGUCGUUUUGAGAAAGCAUUGAUCAGUUCAAACUUAUAACUCGAAUAUUUGGGCUUCUUUCAAAUUCUAGUUAUGUGAAUGCUUCCGGCCAAUUUGACUAUGUUGCAGUAGUUGCACAGGUUUGCGCGCUUUGCACAAAGGCAUUCAGCAAUACUAUAGCUCAACUAUACUGUGUUCAAGUGACAGUACAAUUAUUUAUGCGGUGUUUCCAUCUUUUCAAAUUCUAGCCGCUCAGAGCCUAGAGUUUUAUACUUGUAAUUGUCGCAAAACUCAGCAAUACAACAUACACAGUGAUUUGAUGGAGGUUAUAUUUCAUUUUACAUUAUGCUAAAUCUUGUUUUAACUUUAUUUUGUCAAGAUAUUGAAGAGGAAGAAUAUAGGCGUGCAUAUUUGCAAGCUCUCCAUGAAGGUGAAGCAAAAAAUAAUCGAAUUCCGAUUAUGGUGGUCGGGCAAGACCGAGGCGGAAAGACGUCGCUGAUGAGACGUCUUUUAGGAUUACCAUUCAACAAAGAUCAACCCAGUACCACUGGUAUUGACGUUAAUGUUAUCGAGCUAACAGAACAAAACGCGGAAGAUCCCUGGAAAAAGACAGAAGUGAAGAAGUUUAUGACCAGUGAAAGCGAGGCAGAGACUGUAUUAUACAAAAAAACUGCCGAGUAUCUUGAUGGAGGAGUUCAGAGGAAUUUGGAAGGGGAUGCGCCAGAGCCAUUGAAGCCAGUGAUGCAAGUAAAGCCAGUGAUGCCAGUGAUGCAAGUAAAGCCAGAGAUGCCAGUGAAGCCAGUGAUGCCAGUGAAGCCAUUAUUAAGAAAAGAAAUCUCCAAAAUCAAAUUGCAGAGGUCCACUGAACACGACCAGAACGAAGUUCUUCGGGUAUUUGUAAGUGACUUUGCUGGACAGUCAAUCUAUUACGAUACCCAUGGCUGCUUUGUGAAACCGCAUUGCCCUUAUGUUUUGGUUUACGACCUUUCUCUAGAGUUUGAUAAACCCGCCGUUCCCAAAUUUAAAACAAGUAAUGAAGAGGAAGAGAUAGAGAUGAACAAUCCUCAUCUGAAUACCAAUUUAGAUAAUUUUACAUCAUGGUUGAAGUUCCUGCAAGGUUUAGGAGAAUGCCAAGAUCUACAGUUUCCUGAUAAAUCUGGUCACUUUACCACUGCAAAGGGUGAGAACUUUAAACUGCCACCAGUUUUAAUAGCCUUAACUCACAGUGAUGAGGUGAAAGGCAACGACAGCAGAAUAGAUUGUGUACAGAAGAGAAUAAAAAAGGUCUUAUCUGGAGGAAAAUAUGAGAAUGUUGUCCCAGAGUUUUUCGUGAUCGACAAUACAUUGGAAGACGACGACGGAGACGACGUGCGAAAGGUUCGUAGAAAGCUUUUUGACCUCUCGAAUGCAGUCCUUAACCAGGAGAUUUUAAUGCCUGUGAAGUGGCUAAAUUUUGAAGUUGCUCUAAGCCGGAAAGAUUGCAAGUAUAUCCCAGUUGACGAAGCUAAGCAGGAAGCGAAGGCCUGUGGCGUUGGUGAGUUUGAUCAAGCUAUCAAAUUUCUACACCGCCAAGGUGUGGUCGUGCACCACAGUGGAUCCAGCAAGGUUGUAUUGGAUCCUCACUGGCUAAUGAAUCGCUUUACGAAAGUGAUCUCCAUGCCCGGCAGAUUGGAUGCCUUGUCCAGGUACACUCUUGACGUGUUCAGGCAGAACGGCAUUUUGUUUCGAGAAUAUCUUCAGAAGCUGGAAGACGGAAAACUGUUAGAAGAGCUUAUGCAAAAGUUUAAUUUGAUUUGUCUUUGCCAGCACGAGGGAAAAACUGCUUUUUAUGUCCCUUCAGUUGCCCCAGCUAUGAAACCAGGAAAGGAGUUGGAAGCUAGCAAUGUUCCAUCGCUGUUUGUGACAUUUCCUCGCAAACUUGUACCGAUGGGCCUGUUUACGAAACUUCAAGUGAAAUUGAUUUCUGAGUGGGAAAAGCGCUUCCCCAAUCAACAAGCCACGCCUUUCUUCUACUGCAACUAUUCCUUGCUUCCGCUUAUUAUAGACGGCGACGUGUAUGAUGUUUGUUUAAUCGACCUCCACGAGUUCAUCAAGGUUGCCGUUUUUCCAAAACAGGAUGGCGACCAUUUCAAGUUUGCCAGUCAUCUCAAAACCACUCUGAAAAAGUGUUUGGACGACCUUAAAUCUCCAGACCAACUAUUAUUCAGCAUGACCAGCUAUGACCUCGAAGUGGAAUGUACCUGCUGCUUUGGUAAAGAAGAAAGAAAGUGUUCUCGUCAUCAUGAGAUCCAGUGUCAUUCAGACCGUUGUGGGCACCGCCACUUCUGGAAGCUUAGUGACCUUCAGAGACUAUACAACGAUAAAUCCCCUGCAGUUUGCCGGACGGACGAACGCUCGUCCAAGGUGUUUGACAUAAAGAGUGUAAAAAUUUGGCUCAAUACUGGUAAGUGACUAAUGCUAAAGGCGUUUUUACUUUUCCAGUUUUGAAAUCUUUAGUUGACAAUCAUCUUUGCUGUGGUUAGGACCAAGCCUGGGUUAGGACUAUCGAGGGAUUAGUGAGCUUAAGCAAGCAACGUUUCUGUCAACACGGAGGGGCGUCAUCUGAAAAUUGGUAUCACUAAUAUUGGAGGCGUUUUGCAACAUAGCGCUCAUGUAAGGAAGCAAAAAACUUUAAAAAUCUUAUGUUUUGUCAUAUGUGUUGAAGAUUACGACAAACAGACAAACUGAUACAAACACAGUUUUUAAUCCAGUCCCCUCCCCCGGCAAUCUGACGUUCAUGUUGACAAAAACAUCGUUUGCUUGAGCUUCCUAAUAUAAUACGAGUAACACAGAUUUAGUAAGACAAACGUUUUGUCUCGUCGUCCAUGUUGACAAAAACAUCGUUUGCUUGAGCUUCCUAAUAUAAUACGAGUAACACAGAUUUAGUAAGACAAACGUUUUGUCUCGUCGUCCAUGUUGACAAAAACAUCGUUUGCUUGAGCUUCCUAAUAUAAUACGAGUAACACAGAUUUAGUAAGACAAACGUUUUGUCUCGUCGUUCAUGUUGACAAAAACGUCGUUUGCUUGAGCUUCCUAAUAUAAUACGAGUAACACAGAUUUAGUAAGACAAACGUUUUGUGUCGUCGUCCAUGUUGACAAAAACAUCGUUUGCUUAAGCUUCCUAAUAUAAUACGAGUAACACAGAUUUAGUAAGACAAACGUUUUGUCUCGUCGUUCAUGUUGACAAAAACGUCGUUUGCUUAAGCUUCCUAAUAUAAUACGAGUAACACAGAUUUAGUAAGACAAACGUUUUGUCUCGUCGUUCAUGUUGACAAAAACGUCGUUUGCUUGAGCUUAAUAUAAUACCUAAUAUAAUACGAGCCUAAUAUAAUACGAGUAACACAGAUUUAGUAAGACAAACGUUUUGUCUCGUCGUCCAUGUUGACAAAAACAUCGUUUGCUUGAGCUUCCUAAUAUAAUACGAGUAACACAGAUUUAGUAAGACAAACGUUUUGUCUCGUCGUUCAUGUUGACAAAAACGUCGUUUGCUUGAGCUUAAUAUAAUACCUAAUAUAAUACGAGCCUAAUAUAAUACGAGUAACACAGAUUUAGUAAGACAAACGUUUUGUCUCGUCGUCCAUGUUGACAAAAACAUCGUUUGCUUGAGCUUCCUAAUAUAAUACGAGUAAUACAGAUUUAGUAAGACAAACGUUUUGUCUCGUCGCUUGUCGGACCCAAUGUUGUGAAAGAGAGCUGCUUGCAGCCUACACAACAUCAGAAUGGGUAAAGUUGUAGUUGACAAUUAUAAUAGGCAGAUCAGUAAGAAUUAAAGAACAGGUAAACGAAUUAAAUGAUGAUAAAGUAUCUGCUGAUAUAAAGCUUACUUUUUUUUUUAGUAGAGUGAGAUAUUUUCCAUAUCUUCACUAGUGAAGAUAUUGAUCGCGUGACUUUUAGUAUUUAUACAAUUUUUUACUUGGGACUAUAUAAUAAACAGAACAUUACACGGUGGCUUGAAGAUAUGACUUGUAUCUUCUCGUGUUAAAAACAAUAUUUUACUCACUCGCUGCGCUCGUUCGUAAAAUACUGUUUUCACCACUCGAAGAUAAAAGUCAUAUAUUCGCGCCGCCGUGUAAUAUCCUCUAUAUACGAACUCUUAAAGACAUCACGAAAUAUCAUUGAGAUAUUUUUUGUGAUGUCUUUACUAUAGUGAAGAUGUCGAUGCAGACAGGACUGGCCAGAAUGAGUGCUGAUUUGUUUCUUGUGACUGUGUUGUUUUAUUAACUGAUACAUGAUUUUAUAUUGUCGUGGUGAAAGCAAUAUUUUACUCAUUCGCUACGUUUAUUUAUAAAGUAUUAUUUGCAAUACUCAAAAUAGAAUCCAUAUCUUAAUUCGCGCAGCCUUGUAUCUUCCAUGUUUAAUUGUUUCAUCCGUUUUUUCAAGUGCCUGAUGCGGCAGUAGACAGCUCGAAGUGUGGAUCGCAAAAUGAAACCUCAAGUGAAGCUUCAAGCUCGGGUAAUUGUUUGGUUACGGUUAAACUUUGACUAUACAUUAGUUUGCAAUUUACGAUUCUGAUUUUAGAAGACCAUAUAUUUGAGGGCCCCCUAUACCUUUUCACAAUAUGCUUUCACGUAAAAAUAUUUUGCCUUUUCACGAGUCACGGAUUAAGAAAACGAUCGAUCACGUUUCGCGGCUAAGUAAAAUAAGCCCUUCACGCUUCACGCAAAAAGUAUAGGCGGCCUGAUCACGUUUCACGGCUAAGUAAAACAAGCCCUUCACGCUUCACGCAAAAAGUAUAGGGGGCCCUCAUAUUUCUGUGCACACUUUGUAAGUACCGUGUGUGUUUUCAUCAGAAUUUUUUGCAGCAUUUUUAUUGAAUAUAAUUCAUAAAAGCUGGUAGUGCCUAUUAAGCCUUUUAGUUUUGAACGUGGAAAACAAAUGUUCUUUUGUACGGGACUUUAAGCUGUUGCGUUAUUUCUGUGGCGUUUUAAAGAGGUAUCGAGGGAACUGAUCAGUUGGCCUGUUCUUGAUUUCAGUUCAUAGGAAUUUUUAGUCACAAGCAUUGUAGAUAAUUUUUCAUCAUGUAUCUAGGUUUAUUGUUGUAAUAUGUAGUUUUAAAUUAUUCACAGAUUCUAAAUCAACAGGAGACUCCUAUCUCAAAGGAUCUAUGGACGGUAUGAAUCAGUUAAUGUAAUAAUAAAUUUCUAUCUAGUGAUUAUAUACAAGAAAACGUGGUAUUUUAGCGAAUCAAAUACCAUUGACGUGCAUUGUCGUGGUGCAAACAUGUCUCUUCCCAGUUCUCAGACAUGUUAUUCUGUUACAACCUGGGGCCGGUUGUAUCAAGCCUGUUUAGCUUAAACGGUGGAUAAGUCAAAAUUAAAUAACACUCUUAUAUCUUUCGUGAAUCAGUCAACUUAAAUAUUCUGCACUGAAUAUGUAGUUGUAAACAAUAUUGUUCUAUUAAGGUUCAAAACUUUUAGUUUGGUUGUUUAAUGAAUCUAUAGACUUGCUUUCUAUUUUGAGCUUAACCACCGUUUAAGCUAAACGGGCUUGAUACAACCGGCCCCUGUAGGCUAACUGAACGUGUAAAUCUGGGUUCUUAUAUACGGGUUACGGUUAGACUUUGACUAUAUAUUAGUUUGCAAUUUACGUUUCCGAGGAAAGAAAUAUUUUCGUCUUGGCAAAUGAAAGGCAAUUUAGGCGUGACCCACAGGACAUUUUGCAAUCUAUAGGCUCUUUAAAAGGGCAUUUCCUUCAAUAUGCGGGGACAAUCUAUAGAAUUCUGAAGAUUAUACACUUAUUUCAAAACGUUAAGUAUCAUUCACUCCCAGUGCUGUAAGUAACUUCGUUUACAAGUAACGAAAUUACAAGUAAUCCAGGGUUCGUACAAAACUUGAAAGUCGUUGUAUGUCCUUGAAUUUGAAAACAAAAAUCCAAAGCCUUGAAUGUCCUUGAAUUAUUCUUGCUUUAGGUUUUGGAUAUUUUCUGAAAUUGUUUGACAUUCAAGACGGACAUUUUGUUGAACUGAUUUUGCAUGUUCAUAUCUGACCUCAUUAUAAAGUUACGUUUUGAACAAUUCAACGUCAGAUUUUGCUGAUUUCUAACGCCUUCUUCUUCAGUAUGUAGUCCUUGAAUUUGCUGACACUUGGCCUUGAAUGUCCUUGAAAAGUCCUUGAAUUUGACUCUUCCUCACAUGUACGAUUAACCCUGGUAAUUGUUACUUUUAGAGUAACUGUAACGGUAGCUAGUUACCUUUAAAAAUAAUGUAACUGUAACGAGUUACAUUUUGUCCUAAAAUGAAACGAUAACGCUUUACUUUUAUAGCCAACGUUUACGUUACUUUUUUCGUUACAUUCUUGCGGUUAAAACUUACAAUUUACCUCUCAGUUCUCGAAAUUCUCCUCCUUUGUAACUAGUUACAAAAAUAUUGAAGUAAUUUUGUAACGGCAACUGGUUACAUUUUUUUAAGUGUAACUUUUACCAGUAACUAGUUCCUUUUUUUGGGAAUGUAACUGUAACUGUAACUGUAACUAGUUCCAAAAAAUGAGUAACUUUUACAGCACUGUAAUCACUCCAUUUUCCAAGUUCACAAAGAGAUCUUUGUUGUGAGACUUUGUUCAUCUGAUGAACGUUAAGUAUGGUAUUAGUGUGGACGUUCGAUAAUUUGGCACUUACCAUUUCAAUUUCAUUCAAAUUAUUUUCAUUCAAAAUAUUUUGAUUAAUACUGUCAAGUGUCAAAACGAAUUUUCUGCUCAUUGUCUCAUUUUCUUGUUAAUUAUAACAACUUAUCACAGCAAAUUUUAUCACUGCACAUUUUACUUUUAUCAUGCACUGUACAAGUUGGUUAUCACUUCAUCCACGCAAAUUAGGUACAUAUAUGUUUUAUAUUCUCGUGGUGAAAGCAAUAUUUUAUUUGGUACGCUUAGGCCAGGGUGAAACGUCGAACUUUUCAUUUGCCCAACCUAAUGUUAAUGUGCUAAGUUCUUUGUUUCACUUCAUUUGCAUUAGGUUCGGCACAUGAAAAUUUCCACGUUUGACCGUGGCCUCAUUCAUGCAUAAAGUACUGUUUGCACUACUCGAAAUCAAAGACCAUAUCUUAAUUCACGCAGCCUUGUAUCCCGUAUGUAUAAUUGUUUCAUCCGUUUUUCAAGUGCCUGAUGUAGCUAUGGUAGAAGACAGCUCGAACUUUAGAAGGCCAAAUGAAACCUCAAGUGAAGCUUCAAGCUCAGGUAAUUGUUUGGUUACGGUUAGACUUUAACUAUACAUUAGAUUGCAAUUUACGUUUCCGAUUUUACAAGUUGUUACAAGUCUGUUCACAAGCUGUCAACAAGUUGUGUUCGCACUGCUUCUUCCCAGUUGUUGUAACAAGUUUGGAACAAGCUGUUAACAACUUGUAACAAGCUUGAUGGCAUUAUCAGCCUUGUUACAAGACUGUGCUAACAAGUUUGUUACAGCCAUGAUACAACAAGGAUGUUACAAGGUUGUUAACACAAGGUUGUGACAAUCUUGUUAUAUCAAGCAUGUAACGGACUUGUGAGAACAACCUUGCAACAAAUCUGAUAAUUUUGACACGGUUGUUACAAGUUAUCAACAAGUUGUUCCAAACUUGUUGACGGCUUGUUGGCAGAUUUGUUACAAGAUGUGAGAUUUUUACGUGUGUAUCUUUAAACAAAUUUCUUGACCCCCACGUGACGUCACAUGCAAUCCGAGAAUAGAACGAUGAAUCAUCGUUGUUAAUUGUAUUAAAACUUUGUACAACGAGUUGCCUUUGUAAUUUGUAUCAUCAUGUUUUGUGAAGGCAAUGAUCGUAUAGCACCACUACCACCAGAACUCAAUAUCACACUCCCGACAGCGAGGGAUUUUGAUAGUGAACCAUAUUACUGGUCAAGCAAUGAGAUUCAGUCACAACUACCAACAGAUAUUCUGCUAAUAACAGCAAAUGAUCAUGAAUUCAAUGCUUGCUAUUCGUAUAUGAAACAUGUUCAACGAGGUUAUUCUACGAAACUGGGAAUGGUAUAUUUUGGUCGAUUUGGCAAUCAGAAUAACCCGAAUGUGAGAGUUGCAUUGAUGAAAUCUUGGCAGGGACCGAUUGAGGCUGUAAUAGCAGUGAAAAAUGCCGCUGAAAUUUUACACCCAAAAGUAGUCCUCUUUGUCGGGAUCUGUGCAAGCAUGGGACGGGCGAAGGCAAAACUUGGCGAUGUCGUGAUUUCUGCCAAACUGGCGACUUAUGAUGAUAAGAAAUUCAAGACAGAUGGUGCAGUUGUGUUUCACAGCACUAAAGCGAAUGUUAGUAGAAAUAUGGCUCGUCUUAUCCUCAAUGCAGCUCAUGGUUGGAAACCACCGUUGAAAGACCCGAAAAGUUUAGACGUUGAAGUUCACCAUGACGCUGUGAUGUUAAGUGGCUCGGAUUUAGUUAAUAAUCUUGAAAAACGACAAGAGUUACUGAAUUCGUUCCCGGACGCACUUGGUCUUGAAAUGGAGGGUGCAGGUAGGAACUUCCCGCAUCAUUCCAGCCUUCCACACCAAUUAGGCUUCGAACGGUGUAUCAAUCUGUCAACCUGUUAAAACAAAUUCCAGAGGGGAGGGAACUUAAAGGAAAAUGACAACAUAAAAUUUUUAUUUUCUCAUUUGAAAGAACUUUUGUAACUACAUAUUAACUUCUUUUACCGCUUUUUCAUAUCUUGCUUAGUUCUUGAAAUAAUUUCACUUGAAGUAAUGAGAUGUUCGCCAUCUUGGAUAAAUUUUUGACCUCAUUAACGGUAGUUUUGGUGACGUCACAACGGAAGAAGUUAUUUCGUUGACCUCAGAAUGACAUUUCGUCAAAAAUUUUUCUUCAAGAUUGGUUUAGAAACAAACUUGGAGUAGGGUUAGGUUAGGGUUAGGUCAAGGACCUUGACCUAACCCUACUCCAAGUUUGUACUCAAGGGUUAGGGUUAGAGUUGGUGUUUGGAAUAAGGUUAGUGUUAGUAAAACCGUUGCUUUGUUACGUUUUGUUACUCUGAGGCCAGCGAAAUAAUCUCUUCCUGUGACAACAGGGAUCAACUACAUAAAAGUAUUCGUUGCUAACCAAAUAUUGAUUGGUAGAUGUUUUAAAGGUUUUGAGUGAUCUUGAUAUUUCGAAGGGCAGACAGAGUAUAGUUUUGAGCGCAAAAUGAUUAGUGGUUGUCUAGAUAAAAAUAUCGCGUGACCCCUGUUGUGAUGUGACAUGCAUAUCUACAAAAAUUGAAGAUGGCGGACAUUUCAUUCCUUUCGAUCAAAAUAUUUGUAGAAGUAAGCAAGAUAUGGAAAAAAACGGUAAAAGAGUAUUAUAUAUAGUCCUAAAAGUUUUUUCAAAUGAGAAAAGAAAAAAUAUAUUGUCAUUUCCCUUUAAUGGGGGAUUUCUAGUGUCUUUAAUACUGAACAAAAAUUAACUGAGAUUUUUAACCCAAAACAUGAUUGGGCUUGAUGCGCUAUUACUGCAAAAUGGGUUAGCGUUAUGCCUAUGACAUGAACACACGUCUACAUUUUUGUGCUUAAAUUUUAGGUUUAUAUGCUGCUGUGUAUGAUCUUGGCAUAGAAUGGGCUGUGAUUAAAGCAGUGUCGGAUUUUGCUGACGGAAGUAAAGAGAAAACAAAACUUUGGCAGCCAUUUGCCAGCGCAAUGGCGGCAUCUGUUGUAUAUAAUAUGUUUAAAUAUCCUGUUGUGCUAAAAGACUGGCGUCACUACAACGCAGAAGGUAGCUAUUCUGUUAUACCGACUCCACACGUUUCCAUCGACCAGUUUCUUAAAAGUAUUGCUGGUACAACGGAAGGCACGGUAUAUGCCAACACAAUUAAAUUUUACCAUCAUUUCUUCCUCCCGUAUCUCAUAUUCUACUACAUCCCCUAAAAUAAACACGUUCACCUUUAUAUUCAAAUGACUAUCAUUUGCCCUUUUCAUUUUCAUCCUUCUUACCACUAUCUUUCUUCAUUUUCCCAUUCUACCCAUCCAUCCUUAUUUCCUAUCCAACUUUUCUUGUCUCCCUUUUCCCAUUUUCCCCUACUUUGUUUCUUAUUGACCUAAGGUAGAUCUUCUUACUUAAUGUAUUUAGGACAUACAUAAUGGUCGCACAAUUAAAUACGUAGCUUCAGGACGAGUUCACUCAUGGAAUGAAUCUUGGGUCUACGAUGGAACAGCGAAAGAUGCUGCACCUGUCCUCUCUGUGAAGAACCAUUUUGAAACCGCUGAUCAGGCAAUUUACGCAGCCACCGAAGAGUUAUUUAAGCAACUGAAGGAACGCAAGUUAAUAUAAGUUUAGAGAGGUUAAGAUACCCCGAUUCCGAUUUACGGGUACGGGUGAUAUACACGUACCCGUAAAUCGGGGAAUAGCUUGUAACUUAAGAAAUCCAAGAUACUCCGGCGUGAGAAAACCGAUCAGAGAAUGGCAACUUUCGCUGUUGAGGUUCGCCAUAAAUUGUUAAAAACUUUGACCAGCAUAUGUGCAUUAUUUAUUUGGAUAAGAUGUUGAAAAUGUGUACUAUUUAAACGGCCCAAAAAUAGUAAACAGGAAACACCCGUACCCGUUUGUCGUUUACGUGUAGACCACGGUUUACCGCGGGGAAACGUGCAAAAUUGGGUAAAACGGGUAAAAUUGGGUAAAACGGGUAAAAUUGCUGACAUCAGCAAAAAUUGGUAAACAAAAUGGCGAUACUCGUACCCGUAAACCGGAACCGGGGUAUCUUGACCUCUCUAAUAAUAACAUAUAAACUCGGUUUGUGCCAGAGUACACAACCAGAAACGCGCAAGUUGCAGCAGGUCUGCUGUAGACAUGACGCAACUUACGAUCAUCAAGUCGAUAUCAAGCCCUUUUGACGUUUUACUCUUACUAAUAGCUAUUUCAAUAACAACAAGAUAACGUACAAACAAAUUCAUGGUUGUGCAAUGGGUAGUCAUGUUAGCAAACCUCUGCAUGGAACUGGAAAUUGAGGAGGACUCAGCACUAAGUACAUCUUCUAUACAACCUAAGAAAUGCUUCGUUAUGUCGAUGAUGUAUUUUCUAUUAUUAAAAAACAUGCGUUAACCAAUUUCUACAAAUUACUGAACUCGCGAUACUCUAACAUCGCGAACCAUGCGUGGGCAAACGACCACAGAAUUGAUUUUUAAAACGGAAAAAGUAAUUGACAAGGGAAGCUAUCGACAUAAAUCGACAUUAUCGACAUCGAGUCUUGGCACACUGCAUGCACGAAAGACGCUGAUAACAACUCAAAACAUUUGCCAGAACAAUAUCUCUUUUUGCUCAAAAAACUUUAAAUUUUGCACUAGUAGGCGGAACUGUCAGUAAUUCGGCUUUUGUGUCAGUAAAUGUAAUUGUAAACCGCUAUUGUACAGCACUAUUCACUUUGUGUCAUAUCUUAUAUCACUAGCACAUUAUUAAUCUACCCGUUGAAGACUGCAGACUGGCAGUCAAAAGCUUGUGACAAAUAAAUAUUUUUAACCCGAGAACGUUUACGCAAUUAACUUGUAAUAAGUCUAUUGAGCUCAACAACCUUGUAGCAAGUUGU
Paramuricea clavata is the source of this 19681-nucleotide messenger RNA. Lineage: Eukaryota; Metazoa; Cnidaria; Anthozoa; Malacalcyonacea; Plexauridae. The record is from the annotation of a GenBank genome assembly.